Messenger RNA from Procambarus clarkii (red swamp crayfish), 1206 nucleotides. Lineage: Eukaryota; Metazoa; Arthropoda; Malacostraca; Decapoda; Cambaridae. The record is from RefSeq and is a predicted model, not a curated record.
AUGUCCCAGGUCAACACCACUGCCAACAUGUCCCAGGUCAACACCACUGUCAACAUGUCCCAGGUCAACACCACUGCCAACAUGUCCCAGGUCAACACCACUGCCAACAUGUCCCAGGUCAACACCACUGCCAACAUGUCCCAGGUCAACACCACUGCCAACAUGUCCCAGGUCAACACCACUGCCAACAUGUCCCAGGUCAACACCACUGCCAACAUCUCCCAGGUCAACACCACUGCCAACAUCUCCCAGGUCAACACCACUGCCAACAUCUCCCAGGUCAACACCACUGCCAACAUCUCCCAGGUCAACACCACUGCCAACAUGUCCCAGGUCAACACCACUGCCAACAUCUCCCAGGUCAACACCACAGCCAACAUGUCCCAGGUCAACACCACAGCCAACAUGUCCCAGGUCAACACCACUGUCAACAUGUCCCAGGUCAACACCACUGCCAACAUCUCCCAGGUCAACACCACUGCCAACACGUCCCAGGUCAACACCACUGCCAACAUCUCCCAGGUCAACGCCACAGCCAACAUGUCCCAGGUCAACACCACAGCCAACAUGUCCCAGGUCAACACCACAGCCAACAUGUCCCAGGUCAACACCACAGCCAACAUGUCCCAGGUCAACACCAGUGCCAACAUGUCCCAGGUCAACACCACUGUCAACAUGUCCCAGGUCAACACCACAGCCAACAUGUCCCAGGUCAACACCACUGCCAACAUCUCCCAGGUCAACGCCACAGCCAACAUCUCCCAGGUCAACACCACUGUCAACAUGUCCCAGGUCAACACCACUGUCAACAUGUCCCAGGUCAACACCACUGCCAACAUGUCCCAGGUCAACACCACUGCCAACAUCUCCCAGGUCAACACCACUGCCAACAUCUCCCAGGUCAACACCACUGCCAACAUCUCCCAGGUCAACACCUCCCAGGUGAACGCCACAGCCAACAUCUCCCAGGUCAACACCACUGUCAACAUCUCCCAGGUCAACACCACAGCCACAACAUUCCAUAUCGCUAGGUGUGCCACCUGCUCUUCCUCUACACCAUAUGUGGGAGAUGUCUCAUUUUCUAAAUUCAGUGAUGUUGGUUUGGAUACUAGUAGCCUAGAUGAAGUUAGUGGUAGUGGCUCUCAUCAUGACACUAGGUGGGGCUUGUACUGUCAGCAGCUUGCCCUGCAAAGCGAUGGUAAGUGA